Arabidopsis lyrata subsp. lyrata is the source of this 2694-nucleotide messenger RNA. RefSeq names its product multiple organellar RNA editing factor 4, mitochondrial. The transcript has 4 exons. The record is from RefSeq and is a predicted model, not a curated record. Gene Ontology annotation, biological process: cytidine to uridine editing; mitochondrial mRNA modification. NCBI's taxonomy places the organism in Eukaryota, Viridiplantae, Streptophyta, Magnoliopsida, Brassicales, Brassicaceae. Bases 230 to 2485 code for a protein of 751 amino acids. Gene Ontology annotation, cellular component: mitochondrion.
AAAACGGUGUCGUCUUUAUAAAUAGCCCAAGAUCGGCCCAAAAAGUAAACUUGGGGAAAAUAUUGACAAUUCUGAAACUUUGUGCCAAGUUUCAAAUAACUGAAAACCGUAAGGGGCUUAAUAAUAAAUAACAAAUACUAAAAGCCACACGAAAAGCCCUAAACCCAUCAGUACCUGAAAAUAUCGAAGACAAAAUCUCCGGCCGGCGUUUUCUCAAUCUCCGGCAUCAAUGGCCAUGCUCUCACACCGUCUCCGACGAGUUCUUGUCGCCGCACCUUCCUAUUUCCAACGAUCCUUCCCUCUAUCUCAUCCCUCCGAUUUCCCUCCCGUGUCAUCUUUAUUACCGAGAUCUGUGGUGAAGCAGUCGACGGAAUUUGGUAAAUCUCCGGCGAGGCUGUUCUCGACGACUCAGUAUCAGUAUGAUCCGUACACUGGAGAAGAUUCGUUCAUGCCUGAUAACGAAGGAUGCGAUUUUAAUCAUUGGUUAAUUACAAUGAAUUUCCCUAAAGAUAAUGUUCCAUCUAGAGAAGAAAUGAUUUCGAUUUUUGAGCAAACUUGUGCUAAAGGACUUGAUAUAAGUUUGGAAGAAGCUAAGAAGAAAAUAUAUGCAAUUUGCACAACAAGUUACCAAGGGUUUCAAGCAACAAUGACUAUAGGAGAAGUAGAAAAAUUUAGAGAUUUGCCUGGGGUUCAAUACAUAAUUCCUGAUUCUUAUGCUGAUGUUGAGAAUAAGGUUUAUGGAGGUGAUAAAUACGAGAAUGGAGUGAUCACACCUGGGCCAAUUCCUGUUCCUACUAAAGAAGGCUUUGAUUCUCUAGAGAAGGAGAGUAAGCCGGAACAAGAGGAAGCUCAAAUAAUUCAAACGCCUUCAGAUGAGGGUAAAAUCUCAGGACAAGUGCAAGAUCAAGGAAGUCAAACGCCUCCAGAUCAGAGGAGUGUCAAGCGAAUGCAAGGAGCUAUUGAUUUAGGACAAGGGCAAGGUCAAAGAAGUCGAAUGUCGAUCCCUGGACAAGGGCAGGGUGAAGGAAGUCGAAUGUCAAUUCCAGGACAAGGGCAUAGUCGAGGUCAAGGAAAUCGAAUGCCUUUUAUGCAAGGGGGUUUCAAGCAGAGCCAGGGAACUCUGUCUAUAGGACAAGGGAAAACUCAAAGAAGUGAAAUGCCUUCAUUCCAAGGAAAUGUUAAACAAGGAGAAGAAAUACCAAUCAAUGGACAAUGGCAAGCUCCACGAAGUCAAAUGCCUUCAUCUCAGGGGAGUUUCGACCAACGCCAAGAAACCCCGACCCUAAGACGAGGACAUGCUCAAGGAAGUCAAAUUCCUUCAUUUCAAAGUGGUAACAACCAAAGUCAAGGAACACCAAUCCCUGGACAAGGGCAAGGAAGUCAAAUACCUUCCAAUCAGGUGGGUUACAACCAAGGUCAAGGAGCUCAGACGCCUCCAUACCAAGGAUUACCAAACAAUUACGGUCAAGGAGCAUUUGUGCAAUACAACCAAGAGCCACCGCAAGGAAACUUUAUCCAAGGGACACAAGAAAAUUACAACCAAAUGGGCCAGAGGAGUUACACUCCACAGAGUGGUGGAAACUAUGGUCCUUCACAAGGAGCAGGAAGUCCAGGAUUUGGACAUGGGCAAGGUCAAGGAGGUCAUUUAUUGUCUCCAUAUCAAGGGAGUUACAACCAAGGCCAGGGAACUCCGCUGACAGGACAAGGUCAAGAAGGUCAAAUACCUUCAUAUCAUAUGGGUAACAGCCAAGGCUUAGGAGCUCCGGUGCCUCCGAACCAAGUAACACCAGGCAAUUAUGGUCAAUGGGCAUUCGUGAACUACAACCAAGGACCGCCACAUGGUAACUUUCUCCAAGGACCCCAACAAAAUUACAAUCAAGGAGGUCAAUGGAAUUACAGUCCACAUAACGGUGGACACUAUGGUCCUGCACAGUUUGGACAGUGGUAUCAUGGACCCCCUCAAGGUCAAGGAAAUCAAUGGCCUCAAUAUCAGCUUAGUUACAAUCAAGGCCAAGGAACUCCAUUUCCUGGACAAUGUUUAUGUCCAGGAUGUGGAAUGCCUUCAUAUCAGGGGAGUUACAAUCAAGGCCAAGGAACUCAUAUCCAUGGACAAUUUCAAGGUCAAGGAUGUGCAAUGCCUUCAUAUCAGGCGAGUUAUAGUCACAGUCAAGGAGUUCCGGUUCCUCUGGUUCCUCCAUACCAUGGAAACUAUAAUCCAGGACCACCUAGCAGUUACGGGCAAGGGACAUCUACAAACAUCAACCAAGGAUUUCCAGUGAACCCAGCAAAUUACAAUAUGCAGAACGGUGGAAACUAUGGUCCUCCACAUGAAUUAGCAGGAAAUCCAGGAUUUAGACAAGGGUUUACUGGACAAGGACAGAAUCAAACAUUUCAACAAGAGGAUCAGAGAAAUGUAGCAGGUGGCUUGAGCAACAAUAAUCCUGCAGACCCAACUGUAACCAGAAAACCAAAUUCUCGAACAUAAGCGAUGACUCAGUUUGCUUGUCUCAAAUCUCAAUGAAAACAGAAGUCUCGCAGCUCUCACUUAUUGUUCUGUAUAUAUGUUAGAUAGAUGAUUGUUUCAGUUUCUACAACAAAAGAAUGAAGAUCAGAUGAGGGUGAUGCAGGAAUUGUGAUACUUGCAGCUUCUAAGGAAAGCAGAUUUCUGUUGUGGUAAUAUACCAUUGAGCCAAA